This is a messenger RNA of Charadrius vociferus (killdeer), 1299 nucleotides long. RefSeq names its product cytochrome P450 2U1. The record is from RefSeq and is a predicted model, not a curated record. The transcript is spliced from 5 exons. The coding region runs from base 1 to 1299 and encodes 432 amino acids. Gene Ontology annotation, biological process: xenobiotic metabolic process. Gene Ontology annotation, molecular function: heme binding; oxidoreductase activity, acting on paired donors, with incorporation or reduction of molecular oxygen, reduced flavin or flavoprotein as one donor, and incorporation of one atom of oxygen; iron ion binding. Gene Ontology annotation, cellular component: intracellular membrane-bounded organelle; cytoplasm. NCBI's taxonomy places the organism in Eukaryota, Metazoa, Chordata, Aves, Charadriiformes, Charadriidae.
AUGCGCCUGGAGGCAUCAAAACUGUUGAGAUGCAAAUCAAGCAGGUUUUUGCCAAAUGUCUCUGAACCUGUCUUCACCUUCCCCGUUGAAGGCCUGUCUAACUAUUUCUUCUUGAAAAGAGAGCAUUUUGGUUUCAGACUCUCCCUUUCUCUUCCAGGUGUUAUUUUUGCACCCUAUGGCCCUGUCUGGAAGCAACAGAGGAAAUUCUCUCUCUCAACACUACGUCAUUUUGGAGUAGGAAGACACAGCUUAGAGCCUAAAAUCAUUGAGGAGCUGCAGUUUAUAAAGGAGGAAAUGCUGAAGCAUGGAAAGGAUUCAUUUAAUCCCUUUCCGAUCAUUCGCAACGCAGUGUCCAAUGUUAUCUGUUCCAUGGCCUUUGGCAGGCGUUUUAACUACGAAGAUGUUGAGUUCAAGACGAUGCUGAAGAACAUGGCCCGUGCACUAGAGCUAAGCGUGAACAGCUAUAUGAUCCUGGUCAACAUCUGCCCUUGGCUGUACUACCUUCCCUUCGGGCCUUUCCGGGAACUUAGGAAAACAGAAUUAGACAUUACUGCUUUUCUAAAGAAAAUAAUUGCACAGCACAGGGAUACACUGGAUGUGGCAAAUCCCAGGGACUUCAUUGAUAUGUACUUCAUUCACGCGGAAGAAGAAAAGAACAACAAGGAGAGCAGUUUUAAUGAAGACUACCUAUUUUUUAUCAUUGGUGACCUCUUCAUCGCAGGCACAGACACUACUUCCAACACAUUACUGUGGUGCCUGCUCUACAUGUCUCUCUACCCAGAAGUGCAAGAGAAGGUUCAUGCAGAAAUUGAAGCAGUUUUAGGACGUGACAAAGUUCCCUCUCUUACCCACAAGGCUCAAAUGCCCUUCACAGAGGCAACCAUUAUGGAAGUGCAGAGGAUGACUGCGGUUGUUCCCCUUUCUAUUCCUCGAAUGGCCUCAGAAACCGCUGUGCUGCAGGGAUAUACAAUUCCGAAGGGCAGUGUGAUCGUGCCCAACUUGUGGUCAGUACACAGAGAUCCUAACAUUUGGGAGAAACCAGAUGAAUUUCAACCAUCAAGAUUUUUGGAUGAAAAUGGCCAGCUAAUUAAGAAAGAGACAUUCAUUCCUUUUGGAAUGGGUAAACGUGUGUGCAUGGGAGAGCAGUUGGCAAAAAUGGAGCUGUUCUUAAUUUUUACAAGUCUAAUGCAAAGUUUUACCUUUCUGUAUCCUGAAAAUGCUGCAAAGCCAUCUAUGGAGGGAAGGUUUGGUCUCACCUUAGCUCCAUGUCCAUUCAAUAUAAUAGCUUUGAAGAAAUGA